CCAACACUGCUGUCCAAGCUCUGAGGGCAAAGGAGGAAGAAGACAUGGCCCUACCAACUCAGCAGUCUGAAGAGCUGCGCCUCUAUCAGCAAACCCUUCUCCAAGAUGGACUUAAGGACAUGCUGGACCACAACAAUUUUAUAGAUUGUGUUCUAAAGAUCCAGGGCAAAGAAUUUCCCUGCCACCGGUUGGUGCUGGCAUCCUGCAGCCCUUACUUCCGAGCCAUGUUCCUUUCGGAUCUGGAAGAGAGCAAGAAGAAGGAAAUUGACCUUGAAGAUGUUGAUCCAGACGUGAUGGGGAAGAUCCUUCAUUAUAUCUACACUUCUGAAAUUGAGAUCACAGAGAAGAACGUUCAGGACAUAUUUUCGGUGGCCAACAUGUUCCAGAUCCCCUCAAUAUUCACAGUGUGUGUGUCUUUCCUCCAGAAGAAGCUAUGCCUUAGCAAUUGUUUGGCUAUAUUCCGCCUUGGCUUGUUGUUGGAUUGUCCCCGUCUAGCCGUCUCCGCCAGGGACUUUGUAUGUGACCGAUUUAAUCUCAUUGCUAGAGACAGUGAGUUAUACGAGCUUUCCCCUGAUGAGUUGAUCGCUGUAAUCUCAAGCGACUCACUCAACAUUGAGAAGGAAGAAGAUGUCUUUGAGGUGGUCAUGAAAUGGGCAUCAAAAGAGAAGGAGAAACGUACCAAGGCGUUGCCCGUCAUCUUCGAAAGCAUUCGCUUCUGCCUCAUACCCCAAGACUAUAUAAAGAACAAGGUUGAAAAGCAUGAACUGGUCAAGCCCAACAAGGAACUCUUGAAAAAACUCCAAAUAGUCAAAGAUGCCCAAGAAGGAAAAUUACCUUCACUUAAAAAGAAAACAUCUGCUAAAGCAAGUGAGGGCAAAGAUGGGGAACAAGUGGUAAAUGGGGAGUUGGAUGAAGAGGAAGAAGCCCUUCCUGGAAUUCUGAAUGAUACACUCAGGUUUGGAAUGUUUCUAAAGGAUAUGAUAUUCAUGAUCAGCGAUACUGGAGCGGUGGCCUAUGACCCAAGUGCCAAUGAAUGCUUCUUUGCCUCACUCUCCGCCCAGAUCCCCAAAAAUCACGUUAGCCUGGCGACUAAGGAAAACCAACUUUUUGUAGCCGGUGGACUUUAUUAUAAUGAGGAAAGCAAGGAGGAGCCAUUGAGCUCUUAUUUCCUACAGUUUGAUCACUUGGACUCUGAUUGGCUGGGAAUGCCCCCCGUCCCCUCCGCUCGGUGCCUGUUUGGUUUGGGGGAAUCAGAAAAUUCCAUAUACCUGAUUGGUGGAAAGGAACUGAAAGAAGGAGAACAGAUGCUGGACUCUGUUUUGUGCUACGACCGGCCGUCAUUUAAAUGGGGAGAGUCGGAUCCAUUACCUUAUAAAGUGUAUGGCCACACUGUUGUGUCUCAUGAUAACCUGGUGUAUGUUCUUGGAGGCAAAGGAAAUGAAAAGAAAUGUCUAAAAAGGGUUUGCGUCUACAACCCAAAGAAGUUUGAGUGGAAGGACUUGGCACCUAUGAAAACUGGUCGGUCGCUAUUUGGAGCCACCGUUCACAAAGGAAAAAUCUUCAUUGCCGCUGGAGUUACGGACACUGGUUUAACCAACACCAUUGAAGCGUAUGAUAUCAAGACCAAUAAGUGGGAAGACUUUACUGAGUUCCCCCAAGAACGCAGCUCUCUGAGCCUGGUCAGCAUGAAUGGGACACUUUACGCUAUCGGAGGAUUUGCCACCAUAGAGAAUGAAUCAGAGGAACUUGUUCCAACAGAACUGAAUGACAUCUGGAGGUUCAACGAAGAGGAGAAGAAGUGGGAAGGAAUUCUGAGAGAGAUUCGAUACGCGUCCGGAGCGACCUUUAUUGCCGCCCGGCUCAAUAUCCUGCGAUUAACGAAGAUGUAACAACACCGGAAUAGUUUCUGGGAUAAUAAUAUAGGUUAUAGAAGUCUAGGCCAAGUAUAUAGAGAACAUUAACAAACUAUGGGGCUUGCUGAUGAUGGAUCAUGUUGUUGGGACCAUUGUCGGAAUAGCACUAAGGACCCACCACCGAGAAGAAAAAGAUCAUAUUUGCAUGUGUUCUAGAAUGAUGCAACCUCAGCCUGGGAGGCAACAAUUCUUUACACAGUUUGUAGCAAAGAAAUUAUCGAUGCCCAACAACAGCCGUCUUGUUUUAUGAUUUUAUGGUACAUAUACCCACAGAUCUCAUACCAAACCAAAUUCAUUUUUUCCCAGUCUUAAAACACGCCAUUUUCAUCUGUAGCAGCAUUUUAAAAUACCCAUACAUCCCUCAAAAAACUCUUAAAACCCCCAACAAGAGCUCAGGGCUGAAUUAAACCCAUUUGCUAAAAAAAAAAAAAAAAGUCCAAAAUCUGGCAGUUAUUUCUUGCUAUGGGUUACUGGACCAGGGCUGGUUGUGCACUUGACUUUCCAUAUCACAUAUACCGUAUAUACUCGAGUAUAAGCCGAGGUACCUAAUUUUACCUCCAAAAACUGGGAAAGCUUAUUGACUCGAGUAUAAGCCUACGGUAAGAAAUGCAGCAGCUUCUGGCAAGUUUCAAUCAAAAAAUUGAGGGUUUCUGCUCCCGUUGGAGGUGCCAGCUUCUCGUUUCUGGACGCCAACCACCAUUCUUGGAUGCCAGUGACUAUUCUUGGAGACUUUUCUUGGAUGCCAGCGACUAUUCUUGGAGACCGGCGACCGUUUUUGCGUUGACCCGAGUAUAAGCCGAGGUCGAGUUUUCCAGCAUAUUUUGGGGGCUGAAAAACUCGGCUUAUACUCGAGUAUAUACGGUAAUAUACAUAUUCUGGGGACAUCAGCAGGUACCUGAAUUCCCACUGAUACCUUUAUAUGUUGAAGACCAUUGGAUCCUCGUCGAUAGCAGAACUAGAACUCCCAGAAUUCACAGUCGGCACUGGUUUUUCCACCCUAUUGGUCAGCUCCUGAUGCUUAUAAGGAGGAAAGUGGCUGCCUGUUAAACACCAACCACCCCAUAGGCCUCUGAUUAUAUAGGAAGCCGCUAGAUUUUUUUUAUAUUUGAAUUUUCAAAGUCAUUGUACAAAAUCAGUGCUAUUUAUAUUGAGAUUUUUACAGUACGUCUUGAGACAAGUAUCUCUGUUUUGUGCGAUAUGUACCGACUAAUAUCACUGUGUCUAAUACAAUCUGCAGGUUUGGAGAGGGGGUUGUUGAGUUUUGCUAAUAAAACAUGAAAAAUACUA
Molecule: messenger RNA, 3200 nt
Organism: Xenopus laevis (African clawed frog)
Lineage: Eukaryota; Metazoa; Chordata; Amphibia; Anura; Pipidae
Gene: klhl40.S
Product: kelch like family member 40 S homeolog
Biological process (GO): negative regulation of proteasomal ubiquitin-dependent protein catabolic process; negative regulation of protein ubiquitination; skeletal muscle fiber development
Cellular component (GO): cytoplasm; A band; I band
Source: RefSeq, marked provisional